AUGAUUCAUCAAGUAAAACAAUUUUUCGAGGCCUGGCCUGGCCCAAACCUGCGCAAGCUUUUUCUCAAAAACGACGCCAAAAGCCCGCUCAGUCGGAUGCACAAACCUAGGUCCGAGCAGGCUUGUGCCCGGCCCGGCCCGGCCUUAGCGGGGCCUCAAGAAAAAAAGGCCCGCGCGGCCCGAAGCGCGCAAUUUUUUUCUAAUCGGAUAUCAAGUUUUUUUUACGACAAAAAUUACGUUUUUGCUCAGUUUUUCGAUUAAAGUUUAACAAAAAAACUAUGAUUUCAGAAGUAAAAGCCACAUUUCGGUAAAAAAUUUUUUAAAUAAAACUUUUAAUUUUUUUUUUGAAGCCUGCCCGGCCCGAGCCCACGCGGGUUUUUUCCUAAAAAUGAAGCCCAAAGCCCGGGCCAGGCCGGCCAGGCCGGGCCGCCCGGCCUGACGCACAAGCCUGUGUCCGAGUAA
Caenorhabditis auriculariae is the source of this 462-nucleotide messenger RNA. The record is from the annotation of a GenBank genome assembly. Lineage: Eukaryota; Metazoa; Nematoda; Chromadorea; Rhabditida; Rhabditidae.